GUGUUUACAAUUCGAUAAAGACUCCGUGCGGGAGGAACGCACUUAUGUAAUGCUGAGUCUCUGCAGGUGUUCCUCCUGAGAGAUUCGCGGGUUGCUCAAGAAAAAUACGGCAUAAAGUUUCCACUAGUGGUCAGAGAAAACUCGGAGCUGCUGCUUUUACCACGAAGUUUUCGUUGGAGUUUGUUGAGCGGUUUAAUUUUCAUUGGCUUUUACUUAGGGAAGGCUGCCUUUCAGGUUUUGGGCUGGGCCCGGUGGUACAGGUUCAAGGAAGUCUGCGUCUGCGAGAAAAACAGAGCUCUCCCUAUCUGACUUUACUCACGUUCAGAGAAUUUCAUUCUUUCUGAAGAUAACUUGAUGGGAGUUUAAUACAUCAGUCUUAAUGACUGAACACAGCCUAAAUUCUACAACUGAGGAUGAACAGAAGACUACAAGAACUCAUAAUAAAAAAGAUAAUAAAAUUAUUAAUUUCAACUCAGAGCCAGAAAAUGCAGGGUUGGAAGAAAAGACGAAGAAAAAUGGCAAGUCACUUAAUCAACAGUUACAGUCUCUGAACCUGGACGCAGAAAUCUUUGAAACUAAAAAGAAAACUGGUCUAACAAGAUCAAAGACUUAUGAUGCAGUCUUUACAUCCGGUUCUACAGACUAUGAAACAAAGCUUGAAAGAAAAAAACAUUCCAAUCCUUCGAAGACAAAUGCAACUUAUCAUAAGAUCUUUAAAGACAUUGAAAAGGAUGAAUCAUUAAAACAAAGUUUUACUUGUGCUUUACAAAAGGACAUUCUAUACCAAGGGAAAUUGUUUGUGUCUGAAAACUGGAUUUGUUUUAAUUCCAAAGUCUUUGGAAGAGAUAUAAAGAUUACAAUACCUACCUUUUCUGUGACUCAGAUUAAGAAACACAAAACUGCUUUGCUGGUGCCAAAUGCUUUAUGCAUAUCAACUGAAUUUGAAAAGUUUAUGUUUGUUUCAUUGCUGUCCAGGGAUGCAACCUACAAGCUUCUGAAAUCUGUUUGUUUACAUCUAGAGGAGCGAUCUGAUGAUAUCAGUCCAAAUCCACCCCUUACUGAAAAUAAUCUCAGAGCUGAGCGCCCAACAUCUUUGCCUAUAGAUUUCAAUAUAGAGGAUUUGACAGAUUUUCCAACCGUAUGCAGAAGACGGGAAUUGGAGCAAUUCAGCAGUUCUGGUUCUCAGACUCCAGAGUCAGAAAAUUCCCAAGAAUUUAACAGCACAAGCCAAGCGUUAUUGAAAGUGGACAAGAAUGCCAUUCCUGUGCGUGCUGACGUUCACGUAGAAGAGAUAGCUGAUUUGAGGAGGAGCUAUCAUGACAGCAGACAUUCGGUGGUGUGGGGUUUAUUACAUAAAGUAAGAGUGAAUGGUGAACAGCAUCUGUCAGUAACUACCUUACUGGUGCUUUAUCUGGUCUUAGUCAUUGUGCUAGUCCUUUCAUCUUUCUAUAUGGGCAUAAAGAUCUGUGCUUUGGAGCAGCGCCUAGCUUCACUGGGAGCUCUGCCAGAAUAUCAGGCACACCACAAAGAUUCCUUCAUUCAGCAUGACAUGGGUUUACCAUACCAAGUCAAUACUGAUGUCAUCUAUGAUGAAUUAAAUGAAAAUCUUGCAAAGCUGGAAAAGAUACAGAAGAAUCUGCAAAAGCUUCUUGAAGGAACUGAAUGAACUUCUGUGCUUCCAAUCAUCAGUACAUUUUGUGCCCAGCAAGUCCAUAAAUCUCUGGAAUGUAAAGUGAACUCUGCAGGACAGAGUGAAGAUUGUUAAGCUCCAGUCCUAUAUUUAAAGGAAUUUUGCAUUGCCUUUCGGAGGAAAUAUGCAAGUUAUUUUCCCUUACAUGUGAAAAAAAAAAUUCCAUUGACCAGCAAGUCCUUCAUUUAGAAAUUAAACUUUUGCAAAGCAAUACUCAAAGUUGAAGGGCCUUUAUGUACUUCCACUGUAAUGUAUUUUACAAGAUGCCAACCAGCUAAAAGUAGUUGAGCCAUUGGCUAUGACACUUCAUUAGGGUUAUUAUGAAUAAAGUACAAUAUAUGCAAUAUCCCUUUGUCUAAUGAUGCAAAAUAAACUUUGGACAAGUUAGAAAUUGCUUUUGUAGUGCAGAAUUUUCCAAGAACAUAAAAAUAUUUUUUUACCUUUGGUGUCUGAGCAUUGGAUGGUUGAUCACAUUAGCAAUGUAGAGGGAAAAAAAAAUCACAGACAGGCAUGGGAGGACAAAAUCCUUCCUGUCUGAUUUCCACCUUGACACCAUGCUUGGGCUCUGAGGAUUAAAAUCCACCCCAGUGCUUCAGAUUAGUAGGUGCAUUGCACAGUGAUAUUAAAUGCACUAUAGACAUUACUGAGUAAAUGUACAGCUAUUGCAAUCCGCUAUUUAUACAUUGUAACUGAGAUCUUAAAAUUUUGGAUUUAAUUUCACUUGUUUUACAAAUAAAGUUUUGGCAUACUAAAAUUUGUACUAUUCUUUCACAAGGUAGGUAGGCAUUAUUGUACUCUGUACAUAGAAAUGACAUUCAUCAAGUUUAUACAUUAAUCAUUGCAAAACUAAUGUUGAAUUACAAGUUUGAGGAGUGAGCUGGAUUGAUGUGUCAUGAGCAGAGGGAAAGCUUGUUUUAAUUAAUAUAGGAUUGUCAUGUAAUAAGAUUAUGUGCAAAUCUUUUGUUUUAAUGAGUUAAUUUUGAGUUAAUAAUAGGAUCUGGGCAAUGCCAUCAUUAUGAACCAAGAAAAAUUUCAGUAACAUUAAUGCAGAAGUACAUUUACUUCUGAGCAACAACCAUGGAUUCCAAAACACAAUUUUUUUGGGCCUACAUAAACAGGUUUUUUCUUCCCUAGCUUUAAGUUUAUCUAGUCUAGCUUAACCUGAGAAAUUUGGUCCCAUUUUUCUUUUCAUGGAAACACAGUACAAGGAUAAAGUAGGAAACAUUUUUCAUAUUGGCAAAAACCUUUAAUUCUGGACAUGAAGGUCUCUAGGCUCUCAAAAAGAGCAUGUAACCAAACUUAAAUCAUGGAAUCCGAUUUGAAAAUUGCUAAUUGGUUAAUCUGAAGAACCGAACCAAUUUAUACCUGAAUGUGUUAAAUCCUCCGAAUUCUUCUCCCAAGUAUAGUUUCCUAGUCAGCAUAACAAAUUUUCCCAACCUCACAAAUCAUAAUCCAUAUAUAACCUGUAUUCCUCAGCCUAUUUUAAUACUUGAAGACAAUUAAUGAUUUGGGCCUUUAGUUUAAAUGGCUAGAUAUGGCACACAUUUCUUUACCCUGUGAGGUUCUAUGAUAGCCCACAGAUCUGUUCUGUAAUCUGCACCAACCUGCAAGUAAUAGAAACUGAGGCCCUCCCUGAGGCACUGUCCCUGUUGACAAAUUUCACAUUUUUUAAUCACUGUUCAAAAGCAAUAUCUUAAAAGUUUAAGCAAGUUUUUACAAUAAAUUAAAUGUACUAUAAAGUGAAUGUUUAGUUUAUUAUUAAUGAAACUCCCUAACCCCAUUUAAUUAAAUAUGGUCAGUGUUUGUCAGCCAUAGAUGAGAUAAAACCAGAGGCUAAGUUUGUGAUACAUCCAGCCCAGUAUGAUGUGAAACUGCUUUAGAACUCAGGUUCCAGAAGCAGAGUGAAAAGUCAUGUAUCAUCUGGUUUUGGCACCUUGUCUGCUCUGUGGCAGAAAACUACAAACAGAGUUGCUGCCCACACAGGAGCACAGCCUGGCACAAUGUGUUCUAAUCAUGCAAUUUGUAUCUUGCAUCAUCUACAUAAAGGAGGUCUAAUUCUAAUAAAACAUCUUCUGUUAUAAUAAGGUAAAACGUUGCAGCAAAAGCUAUAAAUUGAAGGAUUUUGAUUCUAAAACUUCAACUGGAGUUUUAAAAUUAAUUUGACCAAUUCUCAAUUAGUCAGGUUUAUUAUCACUGACAUAUGACAUGAAAAUUGUAUUUUGGAACAGCAGUACAGUGCAAAGACUAGGAUCUAUAAAAUACAGAAGUAAAUAUAGUGCCAAAAAAAUAAUGAGAUAGUGCUAAUAGAUUUCAUACUUUGUAAUCAUUUAAAAAUGCAAUAAAAAAAGUUUAAAAAAAAAAAUCUGAUGGUGGAGGGGAAGAAGCUGUUACUAAAUCAUUGUGUCUUUAAGUUCCUGUACCUUCUUCCUGAUGGUCGUAAUGAGAAGAGGGCAUGUCCCAGAUUUUGAAGGUCCUUCAAGAUAGCUGCCACCUUCUUAGAGCACUGCUUCUUGAUGUGUUCGAUGGUGAGGAGGGUUCUGCUUGAGGCAGAUUUGAAUCUACCACCUCCUUAAUAUCCUGUGCACUUCAGCCUCCUUACAAGUCUGUGAUGCAACUAGUCAAUGUUCUCCUUUCUAUAUAGAAACUUACAAGAGAUUUUAUUGUCAUUCCCAAUUUCCUCAAACUUGUAAUGAGAUAGAACUGAUGACUUGUCUUUUUCAAGAUUGCAUUGAUGUGUUGGGCCCAGGAACUUGAAGCUGCUUGCCCUUUCUGUUGCUGACCCCUCAAUGAAGACUCGGUAUGUUCUGUUGACUUCCCCUGUCUGGAGUGCAGAGCUGUUUGAUCUCGCCGAUGUGUGCAAGCUUGUUGUGACACCACUUGAUUAGCUUUAUUUGUCACAUGUAUGUCGAAGCAUACUGUGAGAAGCAUUAUUUGCAUCAAAUCAAAUCAGUGAGGAUUGUGCUGGGCAGCCUGCAAAUGUCCAUAAGGCCUUCGCAGAAUUAGGCCAUUCAGCCCAUUAAGUCUGCUUCUCCAAUCUGUUAUGGUUGAAGUGUCGCCAUCCUUCCAGUGCCAACAGCACAUGCCCACAACUUGCUAACCUUAACCUGUUGAGUCUUUGGAGUGUGGCAGCAAACUGGAGCAGCUGGAGGAAUCCCACCUGGUCACAGGGAGAAAAUAUAAAUUCCUUCCAGACAGCAGUGGGAAUUGAACCCUGAUCUUGCAGCAGUUGGCCAAGUAUUGCACUAACCACUACAGUACCAUGCCACCCCAACCAGUCAAUCCAUCUUAUUUUUGUAUGCAGUAUUCUUUGUCACCACUUGACAUUUCGCCAACAAAUAAUGUCAUCUGUUAACUUAAAGCAUUUUAACUGUGCUUUGCCUCACAGUCAUGAGGGUAGAGAGGAAAGCAGAGGGCCAAGUGCACAUCCUUGAGGUGUGCCUGUGCUGAUUGUCAGGCUGAAGAUGUUAUUACCUACCUGUAUUGAGUGGUCUUUCAAUAAGGAAGUCAAGGAUCCAGUUACAGAUAGGUAGAGGCUGAGGUUUUGAAGCUUCGCUAUUAGCACUGACGAAAUAGUGAUGUUGAACACCAGCUUAUUAUUGAUAAACAACAGCCUGAUGUAUGUAUUGCUGUUGUCCAGGUGCUCUAAAGUAGAGUGAAAAGCCAGUGAGAUCGUGUCUACUGUUGAUCUGUUGUGGUGGUAGGCAAAUUGUGCUGGGUCCAGGGCCUUGGUCAAGCAGGAGUUAAUUCUAACCAACCACUCAAAGCACUUCAUUAUGGUAGAUAUGAGUGCGACUGGCCAAUUGUCAUUGAGGCACCCUGCACUUCCUGGGCACUGGGAUGAUUGCUGCCCAUUUGAAUCAGGUGGGAAGCUUAGAGCGCAGCAGUGAGGGGUCGAAGACGUUCCUUAAUACUCCAGUUAGUUGGUCAGCACAGUUUUUCACUUCUCUGCCAGUUGCAUCAUCAGGGCCCAAUGUCUUGAGGGGUCACCCUUUUGGAGGAUGUUCAGACAUUGGACUCCCAAGACAGAUCAUAGGGUCACCAGAUGCUGCAGGUGUAGUGUCGUUCUCCCUUUCAAAGUGUGCAUGAAAGGCAUUGAGUUCAUCAAAAUGUGAAACUUCACUGUCAUUUAUGCUGCCUUGAAAUAAUGGCAUGUAAACCCUGCAACAGCUGAAAUGCAAAUAAUUAUGUCUCUAGCUUCAGUCAGAGUUGUCCUUUUGCUCUUACGAAAGUCAUACCUCAACUUGUAGCAUUCUGGAUUAAUAGUCUUGAGUGGCACAGAUCUAGCUCUCAGCAGACUGCAGAUCGCUGGGCUCAUCCUAGGCUUCUGGUUUGGGAAGACAGUAUGAUUUUGAUGAAGGAUCUCAGAGUUGAAAUGUUAACUUUUUUUUUUCUACAAAUGACGUCUGUCCUACUGUUUAUAGAACGCCCUGUUUUUAUUUCAGCUUUCUAGUAUCUGCAGUUUUCUGAUUUUCUCUUUUAAGAAAUCUCAGCUUCUGUUUAUCUCCUGACAAUAGUAACUUUGACAGCAUAUCAUUAAUGAGCAGUUAAUAUUAGUUUUUGACUCAUCCUGCCAGAUAGCGAUACAUUUCACUAUUAGAAUUACAUGAGUUCAGAAACAGGUGUUUUAUUGAAGAAUACCUGAUUAGGAUUUCAUUUUCAUUAAUUACUCUUAACAGGUAUCCUACAAAGAGAAAAUGGAAAACCAGCCAUCUGUUGGCACAUAUCACUUUGUGAGAUGCACUUGGCUGUACUAGCAGUGUGUGUUCAUAAACACCUGUUAUACCAUCUGUUUGAAAUAACUCUAGGCAUACACAUUAACAGUCAAGAAGCAUUUUGCUUAUCAAGUUCAGUAAAUUAAAAUCAUUUCUCCCUUUGUUUUAAAUUGUUGGAUACUACAUUAGAACUCAAGCAAUCAAAUAUACAACAAACAAAUGGGAUUUUUGCAUUGUAUUGAUUAACAAGCAGGUUGGACUGUCAUGAUUAAUAAUUUGUUAAUUAGACCGGUGUAUUAGUGCUUCAAAGUGGUUCCAAAAGGAUGCCAGGCCCAUUGUGAUUUUCUCUUCUAAUAGGAAGAGAAAAGGAAUCUGAAUCUGAAGAUACAGAAAAAAGCUUUGUUGGGAUCCAAGCCGAAGCUGGUUGUGCUCCAUUCACUGGGAAUUACACAUUGGUUCAAGGACACUGACAAAAUAUCACAUUUUAGCAUCUUUUUGAGUAAAUAUAGAUCUAAGCUCUUGAACGUAGGUAUCUUUUACAUAGCAGUACAAAUGUGCACGCAUUAGUUCCUGCAGGUUUGCUUUUCGAUCCACCAUUGUUUGGCUCCUAUUACAGUUUAUUUUAAGUAUCAUAUUCCAUAGAGAAUUUCUGGCUCCUUAGUGACUACAAUCACUAAUGUUUCAUUUUUAUGCUAAGCUCUAAUGAUUGUGACAUCUGAGGUUUUCUUGCAGCCUUUGUAGUUUCAUGAAACUCAAUACAGAUUGAAGAUGCUCAGAAAAAUAGAGAAGAUGUCAGGGUGAUUGCUUUGAUCCUUGUAACUAAAGUUAACAUAUCCUAUAUAGGCAGGCUGAGUGUUUUGAAAUUUUUUUUAAACAAAAAGACCAAACUAGGCUUCCACAGUAAAUGUUCUUUAUUUCAGCUGUGAUUUAGUAUGCAUUGUAUUACAAAAUAUUUUGAAGCAUUUUAUUCUCUGUAUUUUUCUAUUUGAUGGUCAAAAUACAUAUUGAUUUCCAUUUCUAAAUUGUAUCUUCUUUGCAUUUCUGUAUUCAGUGUUAAAUAACUACUUUUAAUUUUCAAUGAAUCUAUUUUUUAGUAUCUCUCUUGGACAUUGUCUGACCAAGUGCACAUAUUAGAACCUAAUUAAUGAUAGUUACUUGCUAUUGUAACUUAAAACAUGUUUCACACUACCUUAGAGUUCACUUUCUACUUGUAUAUACCAGAAUAUCACGAACAAGUUUUGUACAACCAUUUAAUUCAUCGAGAUUAAUAUCUAACAGAACAAUCUUAUCUGUCUUUUUACAAACACAACAUGUUCUGCAGAUGCUGCAAUCUUCCUCACAUUUAUUCUCCUCCCAUCCACCUUUCCCCUCACCUGGUUUAACCUAUCAUCCAGCCAGCUUGUACUCCUUACCUCCUCCCUCCCCCAACAUUUAUUCUGGCUUGUUCCCCCUUCCUUCCGAGUCCUAAUGAAUGGUUUCAACAAAAACAUUGACUGUUUAUUCUCCUCAAUAGAUGCAGCGUGACAUGCUGAGUUCCUCCGACAUUUUGUCUGUCAUCUGUCUCUUUGCCCAGUGAACUUGUGAGAAGUAUCAUGGUGUUAGUUUAUUUUUAAAGAAAAUGAGGGCAUUGCUCUAUACAAGGCAUUGCAGAUAGUUUUAUAGUGUUAUAAGUGAUGAACAGACCUGAUGGACAAUGGGGUGAAGAGUUAACCAUUCCCAACCCCGCCUCCUGAGAACUACGAACUAUUACUGUUGCUAUGCUGACCAUGAGAGACAGAUAAAGCCCAGGCAAGAACAUAUGCUACAGAUAAAAGGGGGAGAGAGUUGAUGUUACUGUAUUAUGACUUCUGCAAGGGUUAUUUAUCUUCUACUAUUUUGCUCAUAAACAUUCCUCAGUGGACUGAAGGAGUGGCCUUAUUUAAUGGACACAGUCAUUCAGGAGUGAUGGAUAGCUGAGACCCCUGAGUGGGGAUAAAAGACAGGUCUGGAGAGACACCCUUCAGACACACCAGUGGACACUGAUUGAGUGUUGGAACCCACAAGAAAGGUGGGGGCUUCGAAGACCGAAUCAGGAGAUCGGUCAGUAAAGCUCACAGUGUUAAAGCAGGGCCGGUGGGGACUUGUGUGUGUGUCCACUCAUGUCAGAGUGACGAGUCCACCACAGAAGAACGGUCUAGCUGAAGGACGGAGAGGUCAGAACUGAAUGUCCACACCGAUACGACGGAUUAAGAAAGCAAAGGAAGGUUUGCCUGACUGUAGCUGUUACAUCUCGCUCGCUCUCUCUCUCCAACGAUUACAAUACAACAACCAUAACUACAUCAGCACUCAUGAACUGAACUUUAUAUUUUUCUAUGACAAUUUAUUUACCCCUAGACAUCGAUAGAGCUUGUUUAUUAUUGAUUAUUAUUAUUCCUACACUUUCAGGUUUAUUACUGAUAACUUGUUUUAUAUGUAUAUUUGCAUUAUUGGUAUGGUUUUUGCUUAUUUUUAUUAAUAAACACCUUUAGUUUGGUA
Messenger RNA from Hypanus sabinus (Atlantic stingray), 8916 nucleotides. It is a transcript of the gene gramd2b, whose product is annotated as GRAM domain-containing protein 2B. Bases 380 to 1666 code for a protein of 428 amino acids. The record is from RefSeq and is a predicted model, not a curated record. The transcript has 14 exons. Lineage: Eukaryota; Metazoa; Chordata; Chondrichthyes; Myliobatiformes; Dasyatidae.